Messenger RNA from Sinocyclocheilus rhinocerous, 3015 nucleotides. Its product is annotated as solute carrier family 17 member 9-like. The transcript has 12 exons. Lineage: Eukaryota; Metazoa; Chordata; Actinopteri; Cypriniformes; Cyprinidae. Bases 1 to 1113 code for a protein of 370 amino acids. Gene Ontology annotation, molecular function: transmembrane transporter activity. Gene Ontology annotation, cellular component: membrane. Gene Ontology annotation, biological process: transmembrane transport; ATP transport. The record is from RefSeq and is a predicted model, not a curated record.
AUGGAAAGAACUCCUGUCCAGAUUUGGCCAGUAUUAAGGAAAACCCCGCAGAUAAUAUUGGACAAGCUGGAUCACAGAAGAAGUGGGCAGAGUCGAGUCAGAACUGGACAAGGAUAUGGACGGUGGUGCUACCAGCCCAUCGUCUCCAUGACCAUCUCCCGCUUCCUCAUGGGCCUGCUGCAGGGUGUUCACUACCCAUCUCUGGCCAGUCUGUGCUCUCAGAAGGUUGUGGAGAGUGAGAGGGGCUUCCUCAUUAGCACCGUAGGAAGCGGCUCAUACCUGGGGACUCUGGUGAUAGGAGGCGUAGGCUCUCUGAUGCUGGACUUGUAUGGCUGGGAGAGUGUGUUCUACGUCUCUGGGCUUCUGUCUGUGUUGUGGGCGUACUGCAUGUGGAAGUAUCUGCUCAAAGGAGAAGGUCCCAUCAUCACACUGGAGUCUCUGGGCAGCGCUGGGACCCAGUCCAAACUGUCCAAGAGAAACUGGCUGCGUCUCUUCAGACAGCCAGCUGUGUGCGCCGUUAUUAUUACACACUUGUGCACCGCUAGCACCUUCUUCACACUACUGUCAUGGCUGCCAACGUUUUUCAAGGACACCUUCCCUGAUGCCAAGGGUUGGGUGUUUAACGUGAUCCCAUGGUUUGUGGCCAUCCCUUCUUCCCUGUUUAGUGGCUGCCUUUCAGACCAUCUAAUCAGGCAGGGUUUUGAUACUGCGUCAGUUAGAAAACUCAUGCAGUUCUUCUCUAUGGGCGUCUCCAGUGUGUUUACUCUGUUCCUGUGUGGGACCACUGCCUUCCCCACAGCUGUGGCUUUGGUGUCUGCUACUAUGGGCCUCACCACAUUCAGCCACAGUGGGGUUUCGGUGAAUGUUCAGGAUCUCGCUCCAUCCUGUGCGGGGGCUCUGUUUGGAGUAAUGAAUACCUGUGGAGCAUUUACAGGGGUCAUCAUGGUGUAUUUCUCUGGGUAUCUGAUCGAGGCCACUGGCUCCUGGGCGUCAGUUUUUGGGCUCAUCACUGUAGUGAACCUGCUGGGUUUAGGAACUUUUUUAAGCUUCGCAGAAGCUCGCAGAGUGGACAUAGAUCUAGCGAAGGGCCGUUACCACAGCAUCCACAUCUGAGAGCACAGAUGACGGGAGCAGAGCAGCAGAAAUGACAGACUCUGACAGAAACCUUUCUGAAGAGGGACGUACUCGGCAGUCACUGGUUUCUUCAUUAUGGUUCUUCAAAGACUGUUUGGCUUUUCUUUGGCUGAAGAGAAUUUAGGAGAAGCUGUAGCAUAUCUGUUAAAGAUCACUAGGAGCCACAGUAUGAAGUGUGUUACUGAAUAUUUUGCAUUCAUUCAUUUCUAUUUCACCCUGUAGCACUUGCGUUGGUUUAUGGUAGCAGUUGCUUUAAUAUCAUCAUUACUGCGACCAAAGCAGUUCAAAAACCUGCAAUACACCGUCCAUUUAAUCAGAUGAAGACCAAAAGCUAGAGUUCGAGAGUCUGAUUAUUGGCAGUGUUUAUUAAAUUAUUAUUAAUACCAUUUGUUAUGGCAUUGCAUGACAUUUUAAAAUACCUCGUCUCAGACAUCUCAGCUGUUUUUCACACUCCGAGUGUGAUAGAGAUUAUAGUUUGUUACUGCAGAAUUGGAGUUUGUCCCAGUUUGAAGAGCGUUACUGUCAUUAGAUGAAACAUGUGCUAGGUCAUCUUGUCAUUGGCUGAUCCUUUAAAGCAUUUUCUUCGUCUCAGCUGUCUGCUGUUGAGAAUGGUUUCUGAUCUUUAAAGGAUGCUUUUGUUUCAAACUGCUAGUUUGCUUUUGUCUUUGAUUGAUUUAAUCAUUAGAGACCUCUCGGUUGGUCAUUUGCUUGGAUCAAGAUGUUGCACAAUGAAAUGAAUGUAUUAUGGUGAUAAGCUUUAUUAUGUAGACACAAGACCCUGAACAUUAUAUCUAACUCGUAAUUAUUUGAUCAAAAAUAUUUCAAUUCAAUUCAUGCAACUUGAUUAUUUAACCUGUAAGUGUAUAAUGUACCAUAAAUCAAAAUCUAAAGCAUAUUUCUGGUCACAAAAGUGCUGUAAAUCUUCUAUUUCUCAGCUGUCGCUGCUUUGAGGAGUAAAAUAAAAUGUUACUGCUUAGUUACGUUAAAGAAACUGAAGGAAAAGCAAGGCCUAGGAAGGCUUAGCUGCGCUUUAAUGGUUCUUAUGUCAGUGUGCAUUAAAACAGGCAACACAUUUCUGCUGUUAUUGCAGGCCUAUUGCUAGGGAAGAUCAUGGCAGAUUUGCAAAGAAACAAAAAAAGACUUGAAUUAUUAUAUAACACUGUUCUCUGCAUGGAACUCAAGGAAAUUGUAUUUUUUCCAGUACAUUAGUACAUAAAAUCAUAAGAAAUAUGUUCACAAAGGUUAUUUGUGUAUACAUAGAUUAGAUAUCACUGUGUGUAAUAUAUGCAGUAGACAAUAUUUCAGAAUACUUUUAUAUUUGAUUUAUAUCUGAUUUAGAGAUUAGAUUGAAAAUGCUUAUAUGAUCUUUGCUUUCUUAAUUCAUAUUGUAUUUUUUUCUGGAUUCUGACCUGUCGUGUGUUCUUGUUUUGACUGAUGCAGCUUUAUAGAAAUGCCAUCUCUCAUAAAUAUUGUUCCGUUCUAUUUAAUGCUGUUUAAUUUGAUCUUUAAAGUGUUAUUGGUUUACAAUAGACUGUUCUGCAUAACUGGAUUAUGAUUGUGGGGUUUGUUCCAUUAUCACAGCUGACAAUAACUUGCAUUAGUGUAGCGAAGAAGAAAUUUUGCAUAUUUAUUAUGCUUGCGUCAUUCCUUAUAAUUAUUUCACUCAAGACUAGUAAACACGAUAGAUGAUCUGUGAAUUAAUGCAGUGUCAUAGCAUCCUGAAUUGAGGAUGAAUGAUGUUUCACAGAAAACUGAAUCAAUACAUAUUGUGAUCUUAUUUUCAAGACAAAUGUCCCAUUAAAAAGAAAUGUAAACAAUGUAAAUGUAGUAUUCUGUAUUUGUAAGCAUAUUUUGCUGAAAUAUAAAACUAUAUUUUAAUCA